AUGGCAAGAAGAUUAGAACGAUUCGCUUUAACCGAAGUUCGAUAUAAAUUACAUCUAUCCUAUUUACACCAAUGUAAAGAUGCGAAGUCGUUACCGUCUUUCCUGCAGUCAAGACCCCCUAUUGAUCAUCCGAAAGCGUGGAAAAUCACCGAAAAAGCUGGUUGGGCCUAUCUACGCGUAUUGAUAGGAAAUUGCCAUAAUAACUUACGUAAUAUCAAUGUUGAAUCAACCGAGCUGAACGAAAAAAUCAAGAAGAUCCUCGACGAAAAUACACUAGGUAUGUUAAAAACCACCAUCUCUAAUCGAUGCAUGUAUGAAAAAAACAAGAUAUCAAAGAGACAUGAAAGAAAGUUUACUAAAGUUCAACGUAAAGAUAAAAAACAUGAACAAGCGCAGAAACGUUGGGUUAUAAAUAAUUCUGAUCGGGCAUUAAUCACCCUACUUAGAAAAGGAAUGAACUUUGCUAUUACUCCCAAGAGAAUACCUAUAAAAAACAUAGUUGCUUCAGUGGAACAAGGAAUUAAAAAUUUAGAUGCCGAUAAGAAAAAUAGAGUUCGAGAAAAUGUUUGCUCUGUUAUAAAGAACGCUAGGCACCCAAGCAACUCAAACCUUUCACGUCAAGAAGAGAUAGCCCUGAAAGAUCUACGCAGUGACAAAAAUAUCUUAGUUACAAAAGCCGACAAAGGUAAUGCCAUGGUAGUUAUGAAUCAAGUAGAUUAUAAAAACCAAGUAGAAACAAUGUUACAGGAUGAGAUUGUGUACAAACGCAUAACAGAUAAAAGACGUAAUCCAACUUCAAAAACCGACACAGAGUUACAAGAACGUUUAUUAAAAGACACUGGUUUUUUAACAGAUAAUGAGUACAAAAGACUGAGACCAUUUGAUUCCUACCCGGCGGCGUUUUACGGUUUGCCAAAGAUACACAAGGUUCCUUUAGUCGAGCAAAAUGAUCAUUUUACAAUAGAAGCAGACACGGUAGUUCCUCUUAGACCAAUAAAUAGUUCAAUUGGGUCUCCAACGUAUGAAAUCUCCAAAUAUUUGGGGCGCAUUCUAAAAUACUUGUACAAUGAUGUUUACACAGUUAGGAACUCUAAAGAAUUUGCCAGUUUUAUUUUCAAUCAAAAAAUUGAACCUAAUGAGCGUAUCGUCUCAUUCGACGUAACAUCUUUAUUUACAUCUAUCCCCGUUGAUUUGGCACUCCAGAUUGUUAAGGAAGAGCUAAACAAUACAACGACUUGGACACAGCAUACUGGAUUAUCUGCAGAUUAUAUCUAUGGCUUGCUAAAAUUUGUUUUGAACAACAGUUAUUUCAUGUAUGAAGAUUGUUAUUAUCAGCAAAUAUUUGGAUGUCCCAUGGGUUCGCCAGUGAGUGCGGUAAUUGCAGAAUUAGUUAUGCAAAGAAUAGAAACAACUGCCCUGCAAACAUCUCCCGUUUGGGUGCGAUGGUGGAAAAGAUAUGUAGAUGAUAGCAACGCCUGUGUAAAACAAUCGGACAUUUCAAUAUUUCACAAUCAUCUAAAUACUACCAUUUACAUAUAUCGGUGAAUCAAAGAGAUGUUGGGCGACAAGGUGGUUAGAACACAAACCGGGAGUUAGAAAGAGAAUUUUUUCGACAAUAAAGGAACACGCUGAAUGCACUGGUCACAACGCUGCAAAAUCAGACGCUGUAAUAUUAGAAAAGGGAGUUAAGAACUACGAACAAAGGAUUUUCUUAGAGGCUUUACAUUCCACUCUUAGUGAAAACACGGCUAAUGAACAUACUGAAUUUCCGGCUUGUUAUUCUAUAUUAGCAGAUGAAAUAAAGCGGAACGAUAAACAUUAUAAAUAGAGGUGUAAUGACUCUUGCCAUAUACUCUGAUGAAGGCUUGCAGUUCGCAGCCGAAAAUUUAGUUUUAAUUUUACUAGUUUUUAUUUUAAAUAAAAUGUUUUUAACCAGAUCAGCUACAAACCUUAGAAAAGUUAUCAUGUAUUCUACUGAUCGCCUCAACAGCAUAUAUAUAUAUAUAUAUAUAUAUAUAUAUAUAUAUAUAUAUAUAUAUAUAUAUAUAUAUAUAUAUAUAUAUAUAUAACAUUGAAAAAACCUAGUGAUCCCUAACAAUCGCUAACUUUAAAUACCAAAAAUGCAGAUAACGAAAAAAGAAAUAACAAAAAUAUACGAACUUAUACACAAUGCUAUACUCCAAACUAAACUAAUAAAAGUAAUUGCCAGUUCUUAAUUAACAUUUACGAAUACUUUGACAUUAAAUAUUUUUUUAAUUAAGUUUGUUUUGAAAUGAUUGAAGAGAAUAAUUAGCAUUCCUCACAUUUGAAUUUAACAUAUUGAAAAAUUUUGGAGCCUGAACUCUCACGGAGAACUGUCGGAUAUUAGUUUACAAAAUGGAAAAUAAAUAUUAAUAAUAAUAAUAAUUUAAUUCGCCACCAACAUAUAUUCCUGAAGAAACUUAAUGCCUCUGCCUUUCUAACGGUAUCAGGGAGGGAAUUCCACAGUUUUAUUGUGAAUUGUUUCAUAUUAGUUCUAAAUACAUGAGAUUGAUACGAGUCGACGUUUCUAGUGUUACAGUUAUGGUCUUAUGGACUUGUUUGUUUGGUAGAAGUAUUGCUAGAACUGCGCGUGUUAUAAUGAUGCACCGAUUGACUUCAAUAAAGUAAUCAUUAAAACUACUGGAAAGUAAACCAUUUUGGUAAGAGUACAUAAACGUGCCUAAAGUUAGCAAAUAUAUGUCAUUAAAUUUAAAAUACACGAUUCAUUAAAUAUAUUGGGCCAGUAUGUGCAUCAUAUGCAUCCUUAUUAAUACACCACACGCUUUUGUAACAAAAUUAUGCGCUUAAGGUUGGAAGCCGGUCGUUGAUCUCCACACGGUGACACAAUAUUGCAGAUAAGGAUAUAUAAUUAAUAAUACAAUAAUCGCAGAGAUUAAGGCAAGAAUGUAUUAGAGUUAAAUAUAACACCUAUUGAUUGUAUGUUUGUGAUGUUACUCUGAGUGCAUAUCCACACCGGGCGAGCUUGAAAAAUAUGCCCGGCCACGGUGGGAUUCGAACCUACGACCUUUGGAAUACUAGCCCAAUGCUCUUCCAACUGAGCUACGCGGUCAGGACGGUUCGAGUAAGUGAUAUUUCGGAACAGUAUCUAGUUCCUUCAAUACCAAUGUGUUCUUGUAAUAUGAAUUUUUUCUGUGCUGGUGUUGUGUACUCAGGUGAAUAAUAUGUUUGUGAUGUUACUCUGAGUGCAUAUCCACACCGGGCGAGCUUGAAAAAUAUGCCCGGCCACGGUGCAUAUUUUUCAAUUGGGCUAGUAUUCCAAAGGUCGUAGGUUCGAAUCCCACCGUGGCCGGGCAUAUUUUUCAAGCUCGCCCGGUGUGGAUAUGCACUCAGAGUAACAUCACAAACAUAUUAUUCACCUGAGUACACAACACCAGCACAAAAAAAAAUACCUAUUGAUUGAUUAUUCAUACUAGACUUAUUGUUUAAAUCAACAAUGAAAUUAAGUUGUUUUCAAUAUAUUUUGAACAUUUAAAAACACAGGAUUCAGUUUAAUUUCUGUAAGCAGUUUUUGACAAAGAUGAAAAGAUAAAAAAUGAUUUAAGGUAUUAAUAUAUUAAAAGUAGAAAAACAGGGCACUUUAUAGUCCAGUUUCACUUUCCUUCGCCCAGUGGUGUAGUUUCCUUGUAAAAAAAUAUAAUUUACUCAUGAAUAUUUCAAUGAAGGUCAUGUUCAUGCAUGCACUGACCUGAAACAUGCAUAUAAAUACAAUGGGAAUUUAACAUAAAUAAAAUGCGAUAUUAUGGUGGCCGAGAGCUGCCAGUUGAAAUUUCUCAAAUAUUUUGUAAAUUUUUUUCUUCAUUAAUUUAUUUUUUUGGUUUUUAUUUAAAUAAAUCCAUUUAAAUUAAGAAACAACUGAGUGUGACCGAAGACUGCCACUUGGCCGAUCGCUGCCACCUAGUUCUCAGGCCAUCGAAUGAAAACGCGUCCCAUUCACAAAUAUGGCGGAUCGCGAUAGUUGGAAAGAAGAUAUUCAACUCAAAACAGACUUAGACUAAGAGAAAUAUGUAUGUCAAGGAAUGACCAGAAAAUAAAUUUUGAAUUUUGUAGGGCGACAUUUUUCGAGCUAUGAAUGGAGCAUACGCACAUUAGACAGGCGUUUACGUUACUAGUUGAUGAUGUGAGAGAAGCGAUACAAAAGGAAUUCGAAGGUAAAAAAAAUAAGACAGGGGCACAACUUACUUGUUUCUCAUGAUGCUGUGUAUGACGUGAUGGCCGACAUUGAUCCGGAAGGGUUAACGGCCCGUGGCCAGGUUGGCAUUAAUAAACAGCGAAAGAAAGGUAAUUUUACUUCAAAGGUCGAUAUAUAUAUUCAAAAUUAUUAUAAAAUUAAAAGUUAUUAAAACGUAUCUUUGAGAAAACGAGAUCUUCACAGCAAAAAUCGCAAUAUAUUUCAACAGUUUUUAAUCGAACGGCGCGUUGAGAAUAAGCCGCAUUGAGGCCCGCGUUGCAUUUCGGGAAGACCCUCAUCCAUCCGUCCGCAUUUUACGCUUUCGUCCGUUCGCAUUUUACCCUUUCAUCCGUCCGUCCGCAUUUUACCCUCUCAUCUGUCCGUCCGUCCGUCUGCCGUCUAUUCGUCCGCAUCCGCGUUUUACCUUGACCUCAGUUCUGGCUCUAUCUCAAUAAAAUCACAAGGACGUUAAUGCUAAGUAUUUUGGCUAUGUCUCUGGGCUGAGAAACAACUCUUUUAACGCGAUCAUGGUAUUUAAAACAAAAGUAACGCAAAGCCUAUCCGAAACGGCAAAGACAACACUAAAAUGAAAUAUUGUCGAUGGGUUGCUGGCAGAAGACUUACGACAGGAUCACUCUUAAAUAAUCUUAAACUAGAAGAAUAAAUGUUCACAUCAAAGACAAAUAUCAGUGCCAAAGCCAAAAAUUGCCCUGUAAACGUGCGACGAAGUGGACGGAAAUGUGUGCAUGAGCUGUUUAUUUGGUGAUUACAACGAAUAUGAAAGCCCUCUUUCCAAUAAUACUUAUGCUAAUCGCACAGAAUAACACCAACUGCUAUAAUAGUUCAAAUGCAAUGAUAAGUUACCUCUUGGCUCUUGAAUUACGUCAAAAACUGUGUUGGAAAUUUAAAUGCUGAUCCAUUACAUGACAUUACCGUUUUACAUCGUUGUAUAAAACAUUUUGAUCGCAUGUAAGGAAUUAUUUCUCCCGGCACAGAGACAUAGCCAAAAGACUUAGCAUUAACGUCCUUGUAAUUUUAUUGAGAUGGAGCCAGAACUGAGGGUUUCAGAAAGCUUUAUUUGUACCUUCCCAAAGUUGUAGACAAGAUAUGUUGUUUACGUCCAACACACAUAAUAUAACAUAACUCAAAAUGAUUCGAGCAAAACCGGUCUUUUGUUAAAAGGAAGACUGGUUAAUAGAAAUUGGUCUUUUUUAGUGACAUAAUCGUUUGUCGUCAUCGAUCCGUGUCGUUGAACAAUGAAAAAAGUUGUCGUGAAAUUAGUAACAUAAAAUUGCAGUUUGUGAGAAAACUGCAUGCAGGUCUAUAGAGCGGGAACUUUCAGUCGGAUUUAAACUCAGCGUGUUCGAAAGUGUUAGUUCCCGUAAAAUAUUUCAGUUCCAAGACAGGUGAAAUAAAAAUCGCUUUCUAGGCACUUUUCGAGGUCACAGCAUACGGCCUAAAUAAUUAUUAGAACAUUUGGUGCACAGAACUUCAUGAAAUCAUACCGAAUGUGGUUACAAUUAAUUAAGUCGUUUGGUUGUUUUCCGGUAGAUAAAAGUUAUGGAUGGAUACAAACAGGUGUUAAAAUCUGGCAUUUUAUAAUAUUCAAAAUAAAAUCAUUCAUAAAUUCUUUGUAGGAUUGCAUGGCGAUAAAACAUAUAACACUUUUGUUUGUGGAAAUACAACCUAAAUUUAUUACUGCGAAGCUUUCAAUCUGUAAGCCCGGAUGUUCAUCAGUGCAUAGAUAGUGAUCAGUGCUAAUCAUAUGUGACGUUCAAUUCAAACGCCCAUUUUAUAUACCAAAAUCAUUCAUUCCAACAGCAGCUAUUUGGUUUGAAGGAGCGUCUUGCUGUCAUGCGUAGCAGGCAUUGCUAUAAGUUAUGGGGAAAGAUCAAUUGCCUAAAUUUCAAGCAGGUGGUUCUUAAUCCACUGAAUGGUUUUUACGCGGGUUUACUGUGUCUUAUUAAAAAUAAUUAGAAUACCAUUUACAAGCGAUUGAUGUCUUAGGACAUUAAAGCAAUAUUUAGCUACAACUGUCCCCAUGCACAGAUAUUAAAUAUUUUUUUGUGUAAUUUGACUUAUUUCGUCAAACUUUCGAUCCGCAUGCUUGGAUCUUUGGCAUCAGCACGUAUAGUAGUGUAAAUAAUUUAAUAUCAAGAUUUUGUUCACGUCUCACUCGAUUGGAUAAUAGUUGAUGGGUUUUGUAGACGGAAAUUAUGGACUAAUUUUUAUCUACAAAACCCAUCAGAUAAUUUAAAAUGUGAAGAUGAGCAUGAGGGCUUACAGAUCGAAAGCUUUGCCCGCCGAAAAUAGAUACGCACUAUAGUGAGGCCACAAAACAACAAUUAACAUAUUAAUCACAGAAUAAACCAACACAAGACACCACUACAAGGUCAUUUUAUAUUUUGUUUUAAAAUUUAUCAUAAAUUAACAAAUUUAUCAGUAAAAAACUAAAUUCCAAAGUUUCUACGAGAAAUAAAGAAGGCAAUAAUGAGCUGCAAUGAUGUACACAUACACAGUGUUGUUCGAUAUCAAUCUUGACAAGUAUUCACAAUCUAGUGUAAAGUUGUAAAGUCUUCCAUAUCAUUAACGUUGUCACACGGUGCUGGGUAGCAGCAUUAAAGCACGGGGAUGGUGUGGGAUCCUUGGAGUAUGGUGAUGGUGUGGGAUCCUUGGAGCAUGGUGAUGGUGUGGGAUCCUUGGAGCAUGGUGAUGGUGUGGGAUCCUUGGAGCAUGGUGAUGGUGUGGGAUCCUUGGAGCAUGGUGAUGGUGUGGGAUCCUUGGAGUAUGGUGAUGGUGUGGGAUCCUUGGAGCAUGGUGAUGGCGUGGGAACCUUGGAGCAUGGUGAUGGUGUGGGAUCCUUGGAGCAUGGUGAUGGUGUGGGAGCCUUGGAGCAUGGUGAUGGUGUGGGAUCCUUGGAGCAUGGUGAUGGUGUGGGAGCCUUGGAGCAUGGUGAUGGUGUGGGAUCCUUGGAGCAUGGUGAUGGUGUGGGAGCCUUGGAGCAUGGUGAUGGUGUGGGAUCCUUGGAGCAUGGUGAUGGUGUGGGAUCCUUGGAGUAUGGUGAUGGUGUGGGAUCCUUGGAGCAUGGUGAUGGCGUGGGAACCUUGGAGCAUGGUGAUGGUGUGGGAGCCUUGGAGCAUGGUGAUGGUGUGGGAUCCCUUGGAGCAUGGGGAUGGUGUGCGAUCCUUGGAGCAUGGUAAUGGUGUGGGAACCUUGGAGCAUGGCGAUGGUGUGGGAGCCUUGGAUCAUGGUGAUGGCGUGGGAGCCUUGGAGCAUGGCGAUGGUGUGGGAGCCUUGGAGCAUGGUGAUGGUGUGGGAGCCUUGGAGCAUGGUGAUGGUGUGGGAGCCUUGGAUCAUGGUGAUGGCGUGGGAGCCUUGGAGCAUGGUGUGCGAUCCUUGGAGUAUGGCGAUGGCGUGGGAGCCUUGGAGCAUCGUGAUGGUGUGAGAGCCUUGGAUCAUGGUGAUGGUGUGGAAGCCUUGGAGCAUAGUGAUGGUGUGGGAGCUUUGAGAGCAUGGUGA
Molecule: messenger RNA, 7729 nt
Organism: Paramuricea clavata
Lineage: Eukaryota; Metazoa; Cnidaria; Anthozoa; Malacalcyonacea; Plexauridae
Source: the annotation of a GenBank genome assembly